Messenger RNA from Pseudo-nitzschia multistriata, 1430 nucleotides. NCBI's taxonomy places the organism in Eukaryota, Bacillariophyta, Bacillariophyceae, Bacillariales, Bacillariaceae. The record is from the annotation of a GenBank genome assembly.
GUCCACGUCCCAUUCGCAACCACACCACACCGCACCAACCACACCAACGAACGCCAAGAUGCUUCCAUCGAAUCCGUGGUCUUUCGCGUUCUGCUGCCUCCURGCCGCGACGCUCUGCUGCGAGACCGCCGUCUCGUUUGCGUGCCCACCGGUGGCGUCGCGACCCACAAAGCCCCCCGGGAUCCGUUCCCGCCACCGCGCGGCCGUUGCUCUCGGCGGAACGGCGGCGGGCAGCAGCAGCAGCAGCAGCGAAAGCAGCAGCGAAAGCCCUCCCGCUGCCCCGUGGUCCGAGGCCGAGGAAUGCCUCGGCGUGCUGCGGGACGCCAUCGACGGGAACCCGGCGGAGGCGGCGGGGGUCCUCCUGUCCAGGAUUUCCGGGGGAGACCGGGAGGCCCUCCUCGACGGGCUGCUGGCCUCCGGUCCGGACGCCCGCCUGCCGGCCUGGACGAGGCUCCGACCCCUGGCCCGGACCUCGGAGAGGGCCCGGAUGAGGGUCCUCCGCCGGACCCUCGACCGGAUCUCCCCCCCGGCGUCGGGCCCGGGGGAGGACACGGCCGAGCGGAGGACCGAGCGCAGGAGGCGCGCCCUCGUCUCGCUGCUCCGCUCGCUCUCCUCGGAGGAUAAGCCGGCAGGUCGCCGCCCCGCGAUCGUGGAACUGGAACAGAGAGCCGCCGGGGCCUCGAGGGAGUCCGCCACCGACCUGGUGUCCCGCAGGCCGGAGGGACUCGAAACCCCCGACUACGAAAUCCUCGCGUCGGGAAGGGAGGGAAAGGCCAGCGCCAGCGGCCUGCCCAGGAACCUGGAGAUCCGCCGCUACAAGCCCUACUCGGUCUGCGCCGUGGCCAUGGGCAGGCCCCGCCCGAGCGACCCCUCGAGGACCGACGCYAAACUCGGCGCGCCGGAGCUCAAGGGAGCGAGCUCGUUCGGGGCCCUGGCGGGCUACCUCUUCGGCAAGAACGACCGGUCCGCGGCGAUGAAGAUGACCACGCCCGUCUUUACCACCGGCGCACCGGUGGACGGCGGCAACGGCGACGGCGACGACCGGGAGAUGGAAUUCGUCCUGCCGUCGAGCUACUGGGGACCGCAAAACCUUUCCGGUGCCCCCGUGCCGCUCGAGGGAAGCGGCGUCGUGCUCAAAGAGAAGGGGGCCGAGGACCGGGCCGUUCUGAUGUUUGGCGGCUACGCCUCCAAGAAGGAAGCCGAGAAGCGCACGGCCGAGCUGCUAAGGGCGCUGUCGAAAAACGGCUGCGGGUGGAGCCCCGUCGGGGAGACGGAGAGCCUGGCCCAGUACAACGACCCCUUCACGGUGCCCUGGCGCCGCCUCAACGAGGUGUCCGUCCGGGUGGUGGAAGAGGGCGGCCGGUAAAAGCAGAGAAUGCACAGAGAGAGAGAGAGAGAGAGAGGGAGGGAACUAAAACUAGACACAAAUA